AUGAGCCCUAUAGCCUAUCUAUCCAUCCACUCGGACCCUCUGAAAGAGGCUGGUUUACCAAGGAGUCAAUCAGCUGAGAGCCACUCCUCUUCCUCCCGCUCAACUGGUCGUAGGCAGCUUCCUGUCAUUCCCUGUGGCAACAAGUUCCCCCCUGUCAUUCGCAUCUCAAAAGCACAACUUCAGCAGAUAACAAUACCCAGACCUUCAGUGGCAUCCACACAGUCUGCUUCGGAGAGCUUUCAUUAUGGCCACCAGCUAGAGAAAAGAGAGCAGGAUGCUCCGUCUAUGGAACACACUGUGGAACUUUCCUCUCCAAAGGAAAGCUUGCCAGGUUUGGUUGUGAAAGAAGAUGUACUUCCAGCUAGUGCCAGCAGACCAGAUUUGGUACUUAAUAUCAGCCAAGGGGUACUUGACAAGGAAGGACUUGUCAAAGAAUGUGUCACCGUCCUGGACUGUGGCCAAAAGGACCUACCUGAACAACAUAGUGGGAUACAGGAAGAGAAAGAACUUGAUAAUAUUCCUGUAGAGGAGGCUGAGAAAGAAAGGCUUCCAGUGGUUUCUGAGGAUGCCAUUGAAAUGCUAAGCAAAGAACAGAAUUCCUUGCCAGGAAACUCAAAAUCUGCAGAGGAAGAACCUCUAAUGAAAACUGAAGCUGCUGAAGAAUCAAAGCCAAGGCCUGUCUGUUUGGUGCCAAAUCAAGAUGAGGUUCUGAAGUCGAUAGCACCUAAAACAUCCGAAUUUUCUCCCUCAAGACUUACCAAACCACAUGUUAAUAGACAGGCAAGCAAAAUAGCACCAGUUCAGGAAAAUGGUUUUCAUUCUAGUAAGGAAGAAGUCCAUAUCCAAGACUUGAAAUGCCACCAAGUGGCCCUUACUACUUUUUUGCACCAGGAGGACAAAAAAGAGAAAAAUGCCCCCAGAAAUGGAGAGUUAUUCCACUGCAUUUCAGAAAAUGAGAAUUCUCAUCGAUCUAAGAAGGACUUAGUUAAACCUCCUUUUGUAUUCAGGCAGAGCCGAAUCCCAGUUUUAGCACAAGAGAUAGACUCAACAUCAGAGUCGUCUUCUCCUGUUUCAGCAAAGGAAAAGCUUCUUCUAAAAAAGGCCCAUCAGACAGACUUGGUCAGGCUACUUAUGGAAAAGAGACAGCUCAAAUCUUUCCUUGGUGACCUCUCAAGUGCCUCUGAUAAGUCACUGGAGGAAAAAAUGGCUGCUACUCCAGUACCGUUUUCUGAGGAUGAUGUCUUAUCCUCAUUUUCUAGAUUGACACUGGACUCUCAUUUCAGCAAGCAGACGGAAGAUAGCUCUUUAUCUCCAAGCAGCCCUCAGUCCCGAAAAAGCAAGAUUCCAAGGCCAGUGUCCUGGGCAACCACUGAUCAAGUCACCAGUUCAAGUUCAGCUCAGUUCUUUCCUCGGCCACCACCAGGAAAACCGCCUACUAGACCUGGGGUAGAAGCUAGGUUACGCAGAUACAGAGUCCUAGGGAGUAGCAGCUCGGACUCAGAUCUUAUCUCUCGUCUGGCUCAAAUCCUACAGAAUGGAUCUCAAAGACCAAGGAGUUCUACCCAGUGUAAGAGUCCAGGAUCUCCACAUAGUCCAAAAACACCACCCAAAAGCCCUGUCAUCCCCCGACGCAGUCCCAGUGCCUCCCCUAGGAGCUCUUCUUUACCCCGUACUGCCAGUUCUUCUCCGUCCCGGGCUGGGAGACCCCAUCAUGAUCAGAGGAGUUCAUCCCCCCAUCUUGGCAGGAGUAAAUCACCUCCUAGCCAUUCAGGCUCCUCAUCUUCUAGGAGAUCCUGCCAGCAAGAGCACUGCUGCAACAAACCAAGCAAGAAUGGUCUGAAAGGAUCUGGCAGUUCCUUCCACCAUUCCCCAAACACUAAGACUCCCACAGGAAAGAGCAAAUCAGCCACUAAGCUUAGCAGAUAG
This is a messenger RNA of Pelecanus crispus (Dalmatian pelican), 1926 nucleotides long. The record is from RefSeq and is a predicted model, not a curated record. NCBI's taxonomy places the organism in Eukaryota, Metazoa, Chordata, Aves, Pelecaniformes, Pelecanidae.